CAGCGGCCAUUUUGGAACCAGACGCAGGGGGAAGUGACUUCCUGCUUUUGACAGCCAUUUCUUUCACUGUAUUUUGUUCGAUAAGAUCGCCGGUAUCAGGAUUCCUCUGCUGUCGUUUUCUCUAAGUAAACUAUGGCUAUGAGGGGAAAACAGCGAACACCGGGAGAAGUUUGCGCUGAUUGUGGAGCUCCGGAUCCAGGAUGGGCCUCCAUUAACCACGGUGUGUUGAUAUGUGACGAGUGUUGUAGCGUACAUCGAAGCCUGGGAAGGCAUAUAUCCCAAGUCAGACCAUUACAUAAUGGCCCACCAGCACCAAGAAAUCUAUUAGAGAUGGUACAGACGUUAGUCAGUAGUGGCGCCAAUUCGAUAUGGGAACAUUCGUUAUUAGACCCGUCACAAGUGAAAAGUGGCAAAAGAAAACCGUCUCCUUCUGAUCCAAUACACCCUACCAAAUCGGAAUUCAUUCGUGCAAAAUAUCAGCGACUAGAUUUUGUGCACAGACUGCCUACAAAAGAUGAUGAUGGUGUUACGACGAGAGAUUUGAGCAAACAAUUACACUCCAGUGUGAGGACAGUCAACGUAGAAACAUGCCUUAGACUCUUGUCACUUGGAGCUCAGUCAAACUUCUUUCAUCCUGAUAAAGGCAAUACUCCACUGCAUGUUGCAGCCAAAGCAGGGCAGAUGCUACAAGCAGAAUUACUAAUAGUGUACGGAGGUGACCCUGGCGCUUUUGACGUCAACGGAAAAACUCCAUUAGAUUAUGCCAAGAGUGAAGGUCAUUUAGACCUUGCAGAGCGUUUAGUUGAAUGUCAGUAUGAACUUACUGACAGACUAGCGUAUUAUUUAUGUGGGAAAAAACCAGACCACUCGAUAGGUCAGCAUUUUAUCGUUCCUGAGAUGGCCGACAGCAGUCUUGACCGAUCAGAAUUAGCCAAAGCAGCAAAAACAAAACUUCAAGCAUUACCAAAUCACUUAUUUGAAGAGCUAGCGAUGGACGUUUAUGACGAGGUUGACCGGAGAGAGUUGGAUUCUGUGUGGUUAACGACUCGGAAUCACAGUACACUUGUCAACGAUAAAUCUGUUAUACCAUUUUUACCUGUUAAUCCUGAGUUUUCAUCCACAAGAAAUCAAGCCAAAGAAGCACAGAGAAGAAAGAAGCACACCAAGGAAGCUGAGCUUGUUGCCAAAUGUCGACAGUCCUUAGAGUUGGAUAAGGAGAAGAUCACUAACCGCAGAGCACAUUUACAUGCAUUACAUCAUAAAAAAGAAGAAAAGAAAGAAGUUGCUGAUAACAGUGAAAUAAAAGGAAGGAUCUCUAACCGUCCUCUAAGUGUAAUUCAAAGUCGUGGAGGGGAUUCUAAUCGCACAUCUGUUACAAGCAGUGGACUCAUUGAUUAUUCACGAGAAGACACAUUUGCUAGUUACAUAUCAGAGGUAGAUGGCAUGGAGGGUCAACCUGAGGAACUUCCACAACAUAAAUCAGAACUCUAUAGACUUUUUGGUACAAAACAAGCCAACUAUUUUCUAUACCCAAGGAUUGAACCCAUCAAGAAGAAGAAAAUUCGAGUGAAUCCAGCUUUGAGGAGGCAAGGGGGGAGGGCUGGUGCUAGCACUCUGUGGUCCAUACUAAGGGGCCAGUCUAGAGUGAAACUAGUUCAAGCUGAUCAACGCAUACCAAGUGAGUUAAAAGAUGCAUAUGGUGCAUUUGUGCGGGAAUGUUUAACCCGGCAUAAAACAGUAGCAAAGAGAAGUUUUUACAGUGAAACUGAGGUGCCAGAAUCAGAAAAGAUACAAGACAGCAGUUAUCAUGAACGAGUGCGUGAAAUGAAAAACAAGAUGGAACUGAUGUUCCGAGCAGCUCAACUAAAUGAGGACAAAACAUCUAUUCUGUUGUUUAAUAAUCCCCCUCCCGAUUUCAACGACCUUGAAGGACAAGAAGGAUUAAUGAGAUAUCACCCAUCAUGGGUGCCUGACGAGGAUGAAAUAUUAGAGGAAGACUACAAAAGGUGGUUGAAAAGAAAACCAAUUGAUUGGCCUACAAUGGAGGGAGAGAAAGAUCCACAAAGAUUGGAAGUGAUAACACCCAAUGAUUCAUGUCCAACUACAGCGAAGUGUGAAGUGACAGAUGACGAGUCUGAAGACUCUGAUGAUUGGUUAAUCAAUAUGAUUGUCAAUAAACCAGAAGAAGAAGUAAAGGAAGAGAAGCCGAAGAUUAAACCACCACCUAAACUCGUCUUCCUCACAGAAGAUAUGUGCAAAGAGGAAGGAAAAUUCUGGAAAAAGGGUAAAAAGAAUGAAAUACCGGAGCCACUACGACAUGAAGAAAGUAAACCACCACCUACACAGAUCAAAUCUAUGUCAGCAAUGGCUAAGAGAAAAGCAAAUAAGACUGGACUAUUAGAAGGUAAUUCAUCAACUAUCAGAAGAUCCAAUACAGCUCCUCCUAAAGCUGACUUUGCUGGCUCUAGUGAUGAAAAGAAGACAUCAUGGCAGCCACUUACAUUGAAUGCUCUCACAGAAUAUAAACCAUCCUUUGAGACAUCUGGUCAAGGAUCAUUCAGACAUGGACAGGAUGUAUUAUGGAAACCAAUAUUGUCAACAAAGUCUUAGGUGGAAAAAAUGUACCAUACUUGUCUGACUUAACGCCCAGGGUACUCAGCUCCAAAAAUCAUGUGUUUUAGGGGAUGGGUGCUUAGCUAAGCACGCCUCUCAAAAAGUAUGCAAAUAACAAUUUUAGUGCACCAUGUGCCAGACUGAGGGUAAAUAUUAUGUCUCGUUGGGGAAAAUACAAUUGCGAAAUUAGUUGAUUUCUAUAACACUUUUACAAUGAAGAAACAGAAGUGGUCAUAAAAAAUAUGCACAUUUCAUUACAAUAAUUACUUACCACUAGAAUGUAUAAUGUUAAAAUUAUUAGGGUCUGUGGGAACACCGUCAAAGUCAAAAUUUGUAUCAUUAUCUUGACUGUUGAAUGUGAAAUGUCCCAGAAGUGAGGGUGGGCACUUCGUCGAACAUGGGUGCCAAGUUGGACGAGUGUGGUAUGAUGUAAACCAAUAUUGUCAACAAAAUAUUUAAUGUAGUACUAUGAACUGUUUAAUUUUCACUUCUAGUAAUUAUCGUGAUUAGGUGAUUUAAUGGCAUGCAUGAAAACUAAAAUUUUACAAAAAUUGAUGACAUUCUAUGUCAUAGAACCCCAAGAAAGUUGUGCCACUAUAAAACUUCACAAUGUUCACUGACUUGUGAAAAUUUGUGUAUAGUGAAAUUGAAGCAAUUUACAGUCCAAAAACAAAUUAUCUUCAAUUAAUUGGCUUUACAUGAAACAAGCCU
This is a messenger RNA of Saccoglossus kowalevskii, 3324 nucleotides long. Its product is annotated as ARF GTPase-activating protein GIT2-like. Gene Ontology annotation, molecular function: small GTPase binding; GTPase activator activity. Gene Ontology annotation, cellular component: synapse. NCBI's taxonomy places the organism in Eukaryota, Metazoa, Hemichordata, Enteropneusta, Harrimaniidae. Gene Ontology annotation, biological process: regulation of ARF protein signal transduction; brain development; regulation of G protein-coupled receptor signaling pathway. The record is from RefSeq and is a predicted model, not a curated record.